AAAAUGUUUAGGCGGCAGCGGUGGACGAGGUCGUAGAGCAAGAAGGACGGACGAGAGGAGCCGAGUGGAAGCGUCUUUUGAGAGAGACGAUGACCGACGACGUAUCGCAGGGCGCUCCUCCAUCGGCGCUGGUGGAGGACAAGCCGGCCCCGCAGAGGAAGAUUCUGGCUAGCUUGGUCCGAGGCACAGUGAAAUGGUUCAAUGUGCGUAAUGGAUAUGGCUUCAUAAACAGGGAUGACACCAAAGAGGAUGUCUUUGUUCACCAGACUGCCAUCAAAAAUAACAACCCUAGGAAAUUCCUCCGCAGUGUGGGAGAUGGAGAGGUCGUGGAGUUCGACAUAAUUGAAGCGUCCAAAGGCUCCGAAGCAGCAAAUGUGACUGGACCUGGCGGGGUCCCUGUCCAAGGCAGUCGCUAUGCGCCCAACAAACGCCGCUUUCGUCGUCGCUUCUUAUCCCGUGUCUCCCAGCCUGGUGACCAGCUCAAACCAUCAGACAACCAAGACCCCACUUUGGAAGGCAAGGGUGCCAUGGAGAACGGGGGCCCACCGCCUGUUCAACGGCGCCGCAGGCCCCGUAGGCCACCGCAGGAGGAGGUUGAAGGGCAGAAGAGUGAUUUGGCCGAGAGUGAUCAGCAGAGGCCGCCAAGGCGUCGAUUCCGUGCACCAUACCGCAGGCCUUUCCGUCCUCGCCCACCUCCACAGCAACACCCAGAGGCCCAGCCGGCAUCUGCCCCAUUGGAGGCCCAGCCGGCAUCUGCCCCAUUGGAGGCCCAGCCGGCAUCUGCCCCAUUGGAGGCCCAGCCGGCAUCCGCCCCAUUGGAGGCCCAGCCGGCAUCCGCCCCAUUGGAGGCCCAGCCGGCAUCCGCCCCAUUGGAGGCCCAGCCAGAGGUGGAAUCCAAGCAGCCUGAGGUCCAGGAGACCAAUGGAGUAGAAGCCAAAGGCCAGAAACCACGGCGACAAUUUAGCCACCGUAGACAAAGAAAUUCUGAGUCGUGUGCUUCUAAAAGUGAUACAGAGAAGUCUGCGUCAGAACCUGGCACUCCCCCUCAAACCCCACAGCCAGCUGGAGUCAAAUCGAAAUCAAAGUCACCAAGAGCCUCUCCCAAAUCCUCUCCAACUCCGCCAAAGUCACCUGAGCAGACGCCGACCACAACAGUCCCCUCGCCUACAGAACAUUAGCCCUGAGAGGAGUGUCAUGUGAUGCUCGGCAAGAGGUUAUAGGGUUGGUAAACUGGGGAGCUGGGCCGAUACACCCACCCCCUCCCCAAAGAAAUGAAUGGAGGGGGGGAAAUCUGCUUGGUAGCCCAAUAAUUCUAUAACCCCACCCCUCCGCCAAUCCAUCCACGCCCCAGCAUUUUUUUUUCUUCCCUUUUUAAAUCAAAUGAAAUGAGGUGUGAGCAGUGUUGGCUGAAACAACCAGCUUUGAUUUUUUUUUUUUUUAAUUAGGGGGGGGGGACUAAGCAGAUUAAUCAAAGUGGUGGGUGCAACUCCAUUCUGAAACAUGCCACCCUCCAAUUUCAUCAGUUUUAGGAUAGAGUUCUAAGAAGAUGCUUGGUUUUGUUUUUACUUGAGAAGUUUUGUACGUGUUUUUCUUUGGAGGGAAUGUGCAAUAUCAAAUAAACCAUGUUU
Molecule: messenger RNA, 1628 nt
Organism: Lampris incognitus (smalleye Pacific opah)
Lineage: Eukaryota; Metazoa; Chordata; Actinopteri; Lampriformes; Lampridae
Product: Y-box-binding protein 2-B-like
Exons: 10
Coding region: 90-1178 (362 amino acids)
Biological process (GO): regulation of gene expression
Cellular component (GO): nucleus
Molecular function (GO): nucleic acid binding
Source: RefSeq, a predicted model, not a curated record